AUGAAAUUUUAUAUUGCAUUAUUUAUUCUAGUCGUGUAUUCAUAAUAGGAUAACAAAUAAAUAUCCCCUGAGGAUUAAACAUUCUUAGAAACAUUAUAAUAGGAUUAGUUUGGUUUAAAUGUAUUAAAUUCAAUUCAAACCGAAUAUUAAAGAGAUUAAGGUAUUUUUAUUAUUCAUUCUUAUAUCAGAUCAAAAAGCAUAAUUCAACAGAAUUGAACAUUUAUUGAACAAAAUUGAGUAACAAAUUGCAGAAGACUAAUAAAAUGAUUUAGAACUCUAAUCAGAUGCUUCUGAAUAAUGUAUGAAAAACGAAUUAUUUUUAAAUAGAUUAUUCAUAAUUACUAAGUCUUGAGGAAUAAAUUGCAAAAUCUCAAUAUGACUAUAGCACGCUUGGAGCCUAAAUUAGAUUAUAUUAAGAUGAAUCUAAUAGGUAUGAUGUAUUAAUGGAUGAAAAAGAAAACAUUGUUAAUGAAUAUUAAUCAUUGUUAAUUUAACUAGAUGAAAUUAGACAAUAAGAAGUAUUAAUCAAUCCUAAAAUAGCAUGAUCAUUUUGAAAUUGCAAGAGAUGAUUCCAUUACUGUUUGCAGUCUAUUAAAAAGAGCAAAAUAUUUAAUCAAGCAAUUAAUUCCCAAGACUACUGUGCUUGUUUAACAAUAAUCUAAUCUUAAUCAAGAUUAUGAAUAAAAUACAGACUUUUUAGAAGAAAUAAAUCAAUUAUAAAGAGAAGCUAAGGAGACACUAUAAAACAACUAACCUUUUCUAUAAAUAAUUAGUAAAGUUAAAGAUAAUAUUUUAGACGAAUUCGUGAGUGUUUCAACAUAAACUGAUGCUGUUGUUAACACCAAAAGAGUGAAUGCUAUUGUCAAUCUUCUUUAAUAACUCUAUGAUUAAGUCGAUAAAACUAGCAGAGUUCAAUAUAAUGCUGAAGAUGAUCGAGAGCAACUUCAUUCAAGAGUGAAAAAUUAAAUUAAUGACGAAUUGCAUUCAAUAAAUUUAUAAGUAAUCAAUGGUUAAGAUUAUAUAAUAUAGCUUGCAACCUUACAAAAUUAAUAGGAUUCUAUUAAUGCUUAGAUUGUAACUGAGUCAUAAAAUUAAAAAGAUGAAGAAAAAAGAUUAGCCAAUUUGAAAUAAUAAUUAUUAGAUCUAUCUAAAUGUUCAGAUGAUGCUAAAGUAUUUAUUUAUGAUUUAAUUUAAGGUAAAUUAUGGAGUUAGAUUGAAGGAAAGAAAAGAAUAAUUAAAAUUACUCAGAUAAAUUAGAUAAGUAAUGUUAAAUGAUUUUGAUGCUAUUCGAUGCUAUAUCGAAGAUUAUUUUAACAAACAUUAAGGUUGA
Messenger RNA from Paramecium primaurelia, 1330 nucleotides. The record is from the annotation of a GenBank genome assembly. Lineage: Eukaryota; Ciliophora; Oligohymenophorea; Peniculida; Parameciidae.